Messenger RNA from Diuraphis noxia (Russian wheat aphid), 1110 nucleotides. RefSeq lists its product as uncharacterized. Lineage: Eukaryota; Metazoa; Arthropoda; Insecta; Hemiptera; Aphididae. The record is from RefSeq and is a predicted model, not a curated record.
AUGUUUGGUGGACAAAAUGAAUCUGUGGUAAACAGUGGAAAUUUUAAAGAAAUCUUGAAAUUUAGAGUUGAUUCUGGUGAUCAGGUGCUUGAAAAUCAUUUAAGAACAUCUYAUUCUAGUGCAACGUACAUCAGUAAUGUCAUUCAAAUGAUUAUUGAAUGUUGUCGACAGGAAAUUUUAGAAGUUAUUAUGUUAGAAGUAAAUGAAGCCAAAUAUUAUAGUGUUAUAUUUGAUGAAACAACAGACAUCUCUAAUGCUUCCCAAAUUACAUUAAAUAUCCGUUACAUUUAUAAUGAUAAAGUUCUGGAAAGGUUUAUAGGUUUUAUAGAUUUCCAUAAAUAUAUAUUURACAAAGAAAAGGGACAUUUGUCAGAUAUUAACGAGGAAGAUGAAAGUGUUAGUAAUGAAAAGCAUCCUGAGCCGAAAAUUACAGGAGAACUUUUAGGAGAAACUGUUAUAAAUCUAUUAAAAGAUUUUGGAUUCAAUUUAGAUGCAUGUGUUGGUAUUGGGACUGAUGGAUGUUCAGUCAUGGUAUCCACAGCUCGAGGURCAGUACAACAAAUUCAAAAGUAUGCAAAAAAUGCCAUUCACUGCCCAUGCUCAAAUCAUGCUCUAAAUUUAAGUAUUUCAAAGUCAUCUACGGUGCAAUAUGUUCGUAAGUGCAUAGGAGUUAUUAAAGAAGUAAUUUCAUUUUUUCAUGUCUCCGCUAUACGUAAUUUCGUACUUAAAAAUAAAUUGUCACAUCGAGCCACUCUUUCUGGGUUGUGUGAAACCCGUUGGAUAGAAAGGCACGAUAGUGUUCUACAGWUCAAAAAUUCCAUAUUAGAAAUAGUAGAUGCACUAAUUGAAAUUUCACAAUGGGAAGACAAUAUUUCUUCAACCAAAUCCAACAUAUUAGUAUCUGCUAUUUGUAACUGUGAUUUUAUUUUGUCAAUAUUUGUAUUAUCUAGUACAUUAAGUGUAACAUUUCCUAUCAAAACCAUAAGAACUGUAGAAAUGCAUAAAAACUAUAUUGAUCAAGAGAUAUUGAAACCAAUGACAUUUUUUACUGCAAAUGCCGAUUUCGAGAAGAAAAAAAAACUAAACAAAAACAUUAAUUUAAUUCCUUAA